AUGAUCGAGCAAGAACGAGAAUUCGAUCGAAAAAAAAGGAGAGAUUUUUUCCGCUUUCUACCUCUUGAUCUUUCUCUCCCUCCCAAGGAACUUCCCGUGGAGCGGCGGCGGGAUGCGGUGGCGAGCAUCGUCUACGAGGCCAACGCGAGAAUCCGCGACCCUGUCUACGGCUGCCUGGGAGCGAUCUUCACCUUGCAGCAGCAGAUCGCCCAGCUCCGGAAGCAACUCUCGGCGGCCCAGUCGGAGAUGGUCUUGCUCAAAUUCCAGCACCAACAUCGAGAACCUUUCCAACUUCAGCCUUCCACCACCGCCUCUUCUCUCCAAGAACAGCACCACCUCUACAAGGCAGUAGCGUUGCAAACACCCGAUGAUCACCACCACUAUAGCAGGGACUUGAUCGAAAGUAGCAGCGUCUGGACAUCCUGACCUCUACGAGAACU
Selaginella moellendorffii is the source of this 440-nucleotide messenger RNA. RefSeq names its product LOB domain-containing protein 4-like. The transcript is spliced from 2 exons. Gene Ontology annotation, cellular component: nucleus. The record is from RefSeq and is a predicted model, not a curated record. Bases 1 to 426 code for a protein of 141 amino acids. NCBI's taxonomy places the organism in Eukaryota, Viridiplantae, Streptophyta, Lycopodiopsida, Selaginellales, Selaginellaceae. Gene Ontology annotation, biological process: positive regulation of DNA-templated transcription; hormone-mediated signaling pathway.